AUGGAAAACGGCGUCACGUACACGGAGGAGCAAUCAAUUUCUUCCGCGAAGAAAUCCGACGAGGCCAGUGCAGAACAUAUCGACAGCCCCCAGCUCACUAAUGUACCGGAUGCCAUCAAAGAAUCAGAGCUCCUAGAGGUGAUCAAAGUCGAACAUCGCGAGGAAGUUCUGAACUUCGUUCACGAACUCGAGGCGGAGCUUCAGCGAAGUGAGGCUAAUGGCCCUCGGCGACGCUCUGAUGCAUUCCAAUUAUCAUUCAAGAACCCCAAGUACUUCACCUGGGUAAUGGCUGCUUUUGCAUCAAUGGGAGGGCUACUGUUCGGCCUGGAUCAAUCACUUAUCAGCGGCGCAAACCUCUUUAUGCCUACCGCUCUGGGAUUAUCCGUGCAACAGGUAGGAUUCGUCAAUAGUUCGAUGCCUCUCGGCGCCGUGGCCGGCGCUUUUCUGCUUAUUCCCGCCAAUGAAUAUCUCGGUCGUCGAUGGGCGAUCAUUCUGGCCACCAUUCUGUAUACUAUCGGGGCGGCUUUGGAAGCUGGCGCGAUCAGUUACCCUAUGAUGAUCGUGGGCCGUUUGAUUCUUGGCUUUGGUGUCGGCAUCGAGACAGGUACGGUGCCGGUGUAUGUGGCAGAAUGUGUGGAGCGUCAGUUCCGGGGAAACCUGGUUUCACUUUACCAAUUCAACAUUGCGCUGGGAGAAGUUUUCGGCUACGUCGUGGCCGCUAUCUUCCUAAAAGUGGACGGGAAUUGGCGGUAUAUGCUUGGCUCAUCCAUUGUAUUCUCGACUUUGAUGCUCAUUGGCAUGCUUCUUCUGACUGAAAGUCCCCGUUUCCUAAUGCAUCAGUCUCGACUCUUCGAUGCCUACCGUGUCUGGAAGCGCAUUCGCGGUGUCGAAUCCUUCGACUCACAAGCCGAAUUCUACUUGAUGAAACUAACAGCUGAUGCUGAAGAGCGUGAGUUACGAGCGAAACGUGCGACUGUGAAAUUCAUCUGGUUCGACUUUAUCACUGUCCCUCGCUGCCGUCGCGCUAUCAUUUAUGCGAAUAUUAUGAUUCUGCUUGGCCAAUUCGUCGGCAUAAAUGGCCUUAUGUACUACAUGGGUAUUCUAAUGCAGCAGAUCGGGCUCAAUCCUGCGAACAGCACAUACAUGUCCAUGGUUGGCGGCGGCUCUCUACUCAUCGGCACCAUUCCCGCGAUCUUCAAUAUGGAGCGUUUCGGCCGUCGCUUCUGGGCCAUCACCAUGCUUCCUGGCUGCUUCAUCGGCCUCGUUCUGAUCGGCUGCAGCUACCUCUUUAAUGUCAACACGAACGUCCAAGCCGUAGAAGGGCUAUAUUUAUCCGGCCUGAUUAUAUACAUGCUCUGCUAUGGAUCCUACGCCUGUCUCACAUGGGUUAUCCCAUCUGAUGUGUACCCGACGUACCUCCGCAGCUAUGGCAUGGCGACGUCAGAUGCAAUGGUCUUUCUGGGCUCGUUCAUUAUCACUUACAAUUUCAGCGCCAUGCAAGACGCGAUGACUAAAACUGGGCUCACUCUGGGGUUCUUCGGCGGGAUUAGUGUUCUGGGCUGGUUUUACCAGGUCCUGUUCAUGCCGGAGGUCAAGGAUAUGACGCUGGAAGAAGUUGGAGUGGUAUUCUCCAAGCCUACGGGGCAGCUUGUGAAGGAGAAUCUGACCAGCAGUAUCCGAACCACUUCUCUCCUAUUACGUGGUCAAUUCCGAGAAGCGGUGUUGGGCUCACAAGGAUCAGAAAGGCAACAAGACAAAGUGUAA
Molecule: messenger RNA, 1764 nt
Organism: Penicillium lagena
Lineage: Eukaryota; Fungi; Ascomycota; Eurotiomycetes; Eurotiales; Aspergillaceae
Exons: 3
Coding region: 1-1764 (587 amino acids)
Biological process (GO): transmembrane transport
Cellular component (GO): membrane
Molecular function (GO): myo-inositol:proton symporter activity
Source: RefSeq, a predicted model, not a curated record